Molecule: messenger RNA, 426 nt
Organism: Eimeria mitis
Lineage: Eukaryota; Apicomplexa; Conoidasida; Eucoccidiorida; Eimeriidae
Exons: 1
Coding region: 1-426 (141 amino acids)
Molecular function (GO): ice binding
Source: RefSeq, a predicted model, not a curated record
AUGUUAUGCUCCGGUAACGCUCCUGGCCUGCUGUGUCCCAUAUCUGCAGCAGCAACAGCAGCAGCAGCAGCAGCAGCAGCAGCAGCAGCAGCAGCAGCGGCAGCAGCAGCAGCAGCAGCAGUAGCAGCAGCAGAAGCAGCAGCAGUAGCAGCAGCAGCAGCAGCAGCAGUAGCAACAUACUUGUGCUUUUAUCGUGCCCCUCACAGCAAGGGGCAAUGUCCUUGUGGAGAACUCUACGCCAUCAACAGCAGCAGCAGCAGUACGAACAGCAGCAGCAGCAGCAGCACCAACCCCAUCACCAGCAACAGCAGCAGCAACACGAACAGCAGCAGCACCAACCCCAUCACCAACAGCAGCAGCAGCAGCAGCAGCAGCAGCAUACCUGUGCUUUCACAGUCCCCCCCACCGCGAGUGGCACAGUCCUAG